AUGGGGAGCAGAGCUGCCCACAAUUGGAAGAGACGGCAGAAGUUGCUCGAGAAGUACGCGAAGGGAAAGGGCAAAGGCCAAAGCGGCCAAAGCAAAGGAGAUCGGAAGACAGGUGGGAAGCAUGCGACCCAGGACAAAGAAGGCCGGCGCCGCGCUCGCCAUUCGGAGGCCGAAGUUGCACGCCCGAAGCGGACAAGGUCCUUGUCUAGCGGAACGAAGGUGAGAGCUGCGGCUCCUGGUCAACCUGCGAAAGGCCGGAGGAAGCAUCUUCCUGUUCCCGCUGGCUCAGACCCUGCCAAAAUUGGGAAGAAGAAGGUGCGAGCGAAAGCCGGCGUGAAGAAAAUCAGGUCAAGCAUCCAUCCAGAGACCGAGAAGGUGAAGAAGGUGAAGCGUUUGAGAAGGGCGUCACGCGUGACAUCAAAAGAGCCUCGAGGAAGGAAGGUUCUAAAGAAAAGGCUGCUGAAGCUGAAGCAGACCGCACGAGUCGUGUGCCCGGGAAGCUUGACCGAGCGAUUCAUCGCUUGCGGCCGGGCUUCAGCAUACAGUGCGCUGACCGCGUUUGAGCGACGUCUGCUUUCAACUGGACAGCUCAGUUGGAGGUGGCUCCGCGACGAGGAUGCAGACAUGCUGCCGCCGAGCGCUCGGCGGUUGGAGGCAGAUCCGACAGCAUACUAUCAAGCCGCAAGAAGCGCAAAAGGAUCGUUGCCAGCACGGGCAGUGUCCAGGCUUUGGUCAGUAGACGCGGCAUUGGAGACCGAUGCGCUUUGGCCUCUCUGCGCAGAGCGCCUCCAGCUUGCCCAGCGGCUGCAGUGCCAGAAAGGCUUGCGCCGACGGAGCGAUCGCUAUAUUCGUGAGGUUCUGACGCCACUCACCGACCAAUCAGUUCUCUCGGCUGCGUGGACCGAUGGCUCGAGCAGGGCAGCCUUGGAUCAGGCAAGGCGACUGGUGACCGGUUGCGCCGGGGCAUGGAUGGCAGCUACGAAGCAGGCCGCAGAUGCGGCCCUCUGGAAGCCAGCUUGGUCUCAGAUGCUGCGGCGUUCCCUCAACGGGAUGUACAAGGCCGGCGAAGACUUGACACGUGAGUGGUGCUUUCCGCUCUUCGGCAGGCUGGUCAAUGACAGAAGCACCAGCGCCGCGAUAGUGCUCGCUCCCGCAAGCCCAGACAAGCGGAGCCUUUGCGAGUUGGCCGUGCUGUGCAGCCUUUGCCUGUCUGGCACCAGCUCAUUCCAGAUGAAGCAACAAGGUGGAACGCUGCUUCUUGCCCUAGCACUAAAGGGGGUACUACCUGGUGAGUUGUACCAGCUGCAGGUGGUGCGGCACGGGGGUGCCUUCUUGCUGCGGAACCUGAGUGCACAAGGCACACUCGUAAAUGGGUCCACUGUGAACGAGGAGGUGAUCCUCAAGAAUGGGGACAUCAUCAGCAUUGGGCAGGUGGGGUCCGAGUAUGGCAACAGGCCAGCCUUGCAGUUCAAGGUACAUCUCUGCGAAGACCUGAUAGCCAAAGCAUCUUUUUCUGUGUGCCUUUGGUGGCUGCUUCCAGGCCGACAAACUGAAGUUUGUGGUCCCGGUUGGGCGGGGGAUCCUGUUUCGUUUCACAGCAUGUGCGAUAUGUACACUCGAGGUGCAAACGGCACCGAACCCACGGUGCUGAACAAACAGCUGUUGGCUGGGCCAUCGGGCGCUGUGCGUGUCGGCCGGGCCCUGCAGCCCCCCGAAUUUUGGCAGACGCUGGUUCCGGAUGAGACCCUGAGAAAUGCAAUCUCACGCGAACAUUUCGAUGUGUGUCCGACAGCUGACGGUGUCGUGCUCAUCAACCGCAGCGUCGCCGGAACUUUACACAAUGGCGUUCUCGUGCAGCAACAGACCCGAGUGAACAGCGGCGAUGUUCUGGCCAUCCCGUUGCACAACCAGCCACGAGAGCCCCCAAUCGUUCAAUUUCGCCUGGAGUGUGCAGCCGGCCAUCCCGAUCCUGACUUCGAGGAUGGGGCGCCGCCCCGUCUGCUCGGUGCAAAGGCGGGGAGCGUCGAUGCCUCUCUCUCGCCGGAGAAGGAGGCCGCCGACGUGGUGAAGAUUGCUGUGGAUGCGCUCCCUCCACCUUUCUCUCUCGAAUGUGUGGCUGCAAGAGGCGUUGAAGGGAGAGACUUGGAGCAACUGCCCACGGCCUGCCGCAGUUUGGCGGCAAGCUUCUCGCAGGUUGAGAUCUCCGUGGGAUCCUCGCAUCAACCCGGAAAUUUCUGGGAAAUGUUGCUAAAAGAUCCAGCUCUCCAUGCCCAGAUACUCCCGCUGCACUUCCGACUCGAGAUGGCUCAGCUUAGCGAUGGGCCUAUGCUGAUACUCGAUGCGCAUGCUGCGACUGAGCUCAACGGCAAACUCGUAGAAGGCAAGGCGCCGGUUUUGCAAAACGACUUGAUAAGUAUCGCUGGCACUACCAACGGCGUGACAGACGAUGUCCCUUUGGUGUGCUUCCGUAUCUUUGGCAUCCGUUGGAGCGCGGUCAAAAACUUGGGCCGGCGCACCGUGCUCAGGGAGUGCACGGUCAUCCUGGAGCGCACGUCUCGGUUCUAUGGAAGCCCCUCGCAGCUGGCAGCCGCAUCGCUGAAUCUGCAGGAAGGUACACCUGAUGCUUUGGAUGCGCCCUCAAAAGCCACCGCAGCUCCCGUCGCUUCACCUCUGCCAGUGCCGGCACCGGCAGUGCCACCCGCACCAGCGCCGGCAGCUACAGCAUCAGCACCGGUAGCAGCGCCCCCGAGCGGCGCUUUGAAGUCUUGCCUCGCGUUCGUCCAUAUUCCCAAGGCAGCAGGCUCGAAUGUUGAGGGUGUCAUAGCACGAGCUUUUGGUUAUAACCAGGUCGUUGAGAAUCCAGGUGAUUGCAUCUCGAUGCGAAAAAUCGAGAAAGUAGUCCGCUUUUGGGGCAUGUGCGAUGACAGGCUACAGUGUGAAACCAAGAAGCACUGCGGCUGGUCUGGUGCCGACUGCUGCUAUGUAAACAAAUCCUUCGUGCCGCCCCCUACGCCCAACAAGGGCGUGGAUCGGUGUAGCUUUUGGCACUUUCCUCCCGCCUGGGAUGCGCAGCUCGCGAAAGCGUACAGUGAAGACUGCGACUCGUUCUGUGUCGUUCGAGAACCUCUGAGUCGCUUUUUGAGCCAUUGGAGGUGGAGGCACUUCAGCAAGCCGUCAGACUGCUCGCCUGAAGUACUGGAGAAGUACACACAGGAAAAGCUUGGCCAAGCCCGGGAAGAUGCCUUGCUGGAGGAUUGCCAUUUCACGCCGCAGGUAUACUACGCCUUCCAGAACGGCGAUCACACAGCUCCUCGGAUAUGUCGGCACAUAAUCAAGCUGGAGCAUCUGGAUGCAGAGUUCGCGCCCUUGAUGGCGCAGUACAACCUUGAGAAGGUGCACCUCGGAAAAGGCAAGUCUCGCUCUAGCAAGAAGUGCGACAUAGUCCCGACGGAUGCGACCGUGAAGCUGAUUAAGGAUUUCUAUGCAGCGGACUACAAGGCCUUCGGCUACGAGUAG
Molecule: messenger RNA, 3516 nt
Organism: Symbiodinium sp. CCMP2592
Lineage: Eukaryota; Dinophyceae; Suessiales; Symbiodiniaceae
Source: the annotation of a GenBank genome assembly